AACCGUCUUCAUCUCAAUCUGUCCUAAGUGGACCGCGGUGAUACUUCUUCUAGACUUUGAAAUCCAAUGUAGGACAGCCAUUUUGCAUGUUAACACAAGAAAUCAAGCCGUUGACUCUCAUUCUUUCCCAUCGAUCAUGAGGACCUCUCCACGUCAUGACUCAUCCGCCCCGGUUUUCUCACCUCGAUCGACAAAGGCCAACAGCACCUCACCUCGCACUCACUAGAAGCUGAACCGCAAACACUACUUAUCUGUCCCACAGAGCCUCUCUAGAACGAACUUCUGACUCGACUGAUGGACGGCAAUGGCAACCACGGGGUUUCAUCUCCAGUCAAGGAGGCUGCAGAGUCCUUAGAGCUCAUCAAGACCGCUGAAGAUCUCAUUGCCCGCUGCAACAAGAUAUGCGACGAGCUCGAGCAAAUGCGCCUGGCUGUCGAAGUCCAAGCCGCCAAGGUCAACAACCACUGGCACGCCUACAUCCCCGGUUUCAGCACAUUCUGGCAGGCCAACGUCAGCCAACGCACUCGAGCGGAGGCCUUGAUUCAACGAUGCAAAGAAACGCAUGAACCGGGUUCAGAGGCCGAGGGUUCGCUAUCUCGGGAUUUUAGGCUCAUAGAAGGGGAGCUUGCCUCAUACGAGAACCACUGGUCGGCAAUCAAGAAAUGUUGCUCAAUCACCUGGUUUCGUUUCGCAGUUCCCUACUCAAAGCUGGACGGCCAACAGACCUCGGUAUUCGUCAGUGCCAUUGUCGACAACGGGCAUGAGUGGAUGCGGGUACUCAGCAUCACCGAGCGGGCUCUGUUAGUACAGAUGGCCGAAGCAGAUUUCCCCUGGGACGAGCCCGAUGAUGAUGACGAUGAAGAUGAUGACCUGGAAGAGGUUGUAAACGACGAAGAGACCCAGAUCGAGGUUCUAAAGAGUGCAACACAGCUGUUGGCUGCCGCUCGCGAAAUACAUGGGGGCUAUCAGCAUCAUGUACGAAUCGUGCUUCCAAAUAUCUCCCGGGGCAGUGUACCUGCCAUAGACAGGUUCUUGAAAAGGAUUGAGUGCCUCGGUGACGACCGCAUCUCACUUGCGUUGGAAUGCGCCGAAGAGAGCCAGAUCCCGCCUCCACCUCUUGAACUCGCGAUACCAAACCUUCUGAGUCAUGGCGAUGCUGCGAAAGUGCCACCCCUGACUCCAUAUCUGAACAUCGACACGUCCAUAUUUGUGGCCUUGACGACAGACAUCUCUCACAGUCACAGCUCACAGCGAAAGUGGCGUCCCAAGAUCUUGGAAGACGUGGGAGAUGAAGCGGAGCACGGUCCCAGGCUACCCAAGUCCCUUUACCCCCUUCUUCGCGGCCACACGCUUGUCUGCACUCGCGAGGCGGCGGAGACAUGUCUGCGCAUGGUAUACGAUGCAUCUACAGAGUCGGAAGUCUCUCGCAUAGAAAUACUGCUUGGACAGGAGGAUCGUCGGGGGAAGCAAGACGAUAAGAUGACUUUCUUGGAGCGUGUUUUACGGCAGGAUGGGUGGCCCAUGGAGGAAGAAGGCGAUGGGGCAACGGAAAAGCGUCGCCUAAACCUUGUUGCAGAACUUCAGAAGCUGUCAUGCCAUCCAGUACCGGAAGACCUGCAGCUACCCAUUCGCAUCGUGGAAGACUUUCGCAGGGAGCACGUCGCAGACGAGGUCCGCAAGGGGACACUGCCAAAGGUCGUGUUGGCGGUGGAGCCAACGCUCAACGAGACGAACUGCUCGUCUUUCUUGUAUGGGUGGAAGACGAACUACACGACGAUAACAUGUAAUCGGCAUGCCGUAAAGCGGUUGAGAAACCUCGUCAAGAAGAUGCGGUGGUCUCGCGAUGCAGAGGCGGCUCCCAUCAUCGCUAUGGACUGGGCUCGAGGUCUAGCAAAGAUCCCAUUUCCAGGAGAGGUCUUGGUAGAUGGUCCGCUGAAGGCGAGCACAGAUUAAUGCCUCGUUCUCUCCUCUGGAUUCUCGGCAACCCUCCCCGUGGACACACUCCCUUGCAUCCUUUGGUAAUGAUGGUCCAUGACGAUCAUAGAGACGUGGUCUCUGCAGACGGUGGAGAUCUGUAGACAAGUCAGUCUACGCUGGAUGCUCAAGCCCUUGACUUUAGUAGAC
Colletotrichum scovillei is the source of this 2124-nucleotide messenger RNA. RefSeq lists its product as uncharacterized. The record is from RefSeq and is a predicted model, not a curated record. The transcript has a single exon. Lineage: Eukaryota; Fungi; Ascomycota; Sordariomycetes; Glomerellales; Glomerellaceae. Bases 295 to 1953 code for a protein of 552 amino acids.